CCGCUUUUCUCUCCCCCACUCACAACCCAACACAACAACACUUACACCACCACUUUCCUAUCGCCGGCUGCCGGCGACUUCUCUUUUUCCGGUCAUCCUACUAAAUCUGCGAUCUUCUGUUAGCCGGAGAAGGAUUAUUGUUUGUUAUAUAAGAUAUAUGACGUCGGGAACAAGGUUGCCGACUUGGAAGGAGAGAGAGAACAACAAGCGUAGAGAAAGACGGCGGCGUGCCAUCGCUGCUAAAAUAUUCGCCGGACUCAGAGUCUAUGGAAACUACAAGCUGCCUAAGCACUGUGACAACAACGAGGUUUUGAAAGCCCUUUGUAAUGAAGCUGGUUGGAUUGUCGAAGAAGAUGGCACCACUUAUCGUAAGGGUUGUAAACCGGCGGCGAGAGUGGAGGCUAACGGUGGAUCAGGAUCAACAUCCGCCAGUCCAUGUUCAUCAUCAUAUCAACCAAGUCCAAGCCCAAAUCCUUCCUACAAUUUAAACCCUAAUUCAUCUUCUUUUCCUAGCUCAAUCUCAUCCCUGUAUACAAACAGUAAUCCCGACCCUAAUUCUCUUAUCCCAUGGCUAAAAAAUCUCUCAUCAGGUUCUUCACCUUCAUCAAAUUUCCCCCACAAUCUCUACUUCCCUGGUGGCUCCGGUUCCAUAAGUGCUCCGGUCACACCUCCAUUAAGCUCACCAACUUGCCGGACACCUAGAAUGACCGACAUCCCCGGGCAGGCCGGGCAGCAUUACCCUUUUCUACCUUCUUCCACCCCUCAAAGCCCCGGGCGGCAAACACCGACCGGGUCAGGGUGGCUCUCGGGGGUCCACACCCCGCAAGACGGGCCAUCCUCACCCACUUUUAGUCUUGUGGCAUCGAACCCGUUUGGGUUGGUUUCGGGUACCGGGUCCCGGAUGUGGACCCCUGGGCAAAGCGGUACGUGCUCGCCAGCUGUCACUGCAGGGUUUGACCAAAAUGCGGAUGUUCCUAUGUCGGAUGUGAUUUCGGCUGAGUUUGCUUUUGGGAGUAAUAUGAAAGGUUUAGUGAAACCGUGGGAAGGCGAGAGGAUUCAUGAAGAAUGUGUUUCCGAUGAUCUUGAGCUCACCCUUGGUAACCCUAGCACUAGACUUGAUUACUGCUCUUAUCUGAUGAAAAUAGCCCUAAAAAGUUUGUCUAGUUUCAAAAUAAGAGGAGUGAAUGUAGAAGGAUGGUGGAGUGUGAAGUGUAUUAUUUUGGUUUCUGCUUUUGCUAAUCCUUCUAAUUCGAGAUAAAGGGAGAGAAAUGCAUAGUAAAUUAUAGUUGAUAGAUAGAGUUCAUGUAUGGUGGCGUUUUGUAUCUUUUUUUUUGAAGAAAUUUUCUAUUAUAUUUUCCUUAUUUAUUUAUUUAUUUGUAUUCCUAUAAAGUAUAUCAUUGACACACCAAGUACCAAAUUUUAUUUUUCAUUUAUUGUAUAUCAUUGUUUCAUGAGAUUUCAAUUUCCGAAUUUUUUUUCAUAAACAAUCUUAUCAUCUUG
This is a messenger RNA of Lactuca saligna, 1500 nucleotides long. The record is from the annotation of a GenBank genome assembly. Lineage: Eukaryota; Viridiplantae; Streptophyta; Magnoliopsida; Asterales; Asteraceae.